Molecule: messenger RNA, 1284 nt
Organism: Anthostomella pinea
Lineage: Eukaryota; Fungi; Ascomycota; Sordariomycetes; Xylariales; Xylariaceae
Source: the annotation of a GenBank genome assembly
AUGGCCACCGAGCUUCCGGAAAAGCUCAAGCCGGCCGCUCGUGUCGCUGGCCAGAGGCAGGAUGUUUGGUCCAUCGUCAAUGAAGCCGCGGCAGCCUCGCCGAAGCAGCCCAUCGUGAACAUGGGCCAGGGGUUUUUCGGCUACAACCCUCCGCCGUUCAUCAUCAACGCGGCCAAGGCGGCGCUGGACCGGGUGGAAUGCAAUCAGUACAGCCCUACAAAGGGCAGACCUCGGCUGAAGCAGGCCAUCUCCGACGCCUACUCGCCGUACUGGGGUAGAACGUUGAACCCGGACACGGAAGUGACUAUCACCACAGGAGCAAAUGAAGGCAUGCUCAGUGCCUUCAUGGCGUUCAUUGAGCCCGGCGAUGAAGUCAUCAUCUUCGAGCCCUUCUUUGAUCAGUAUAUCAGCAACAUCGAGAUGCCCGGUGGCAAGAUCGUCUACGUGCCGUUGCACCCGCCGAAAGACGGAGCGACGCGGACUUCCUCGUCUGCAGAGUGGACCGUUGACUUUGAUGAACUCCAGAAGGCCAUUACCCCGAAGACGAAGAUGAUCGUCAUCAAUACGCCUCACAAUCCGGUUGGAAAGGUCUUCUCCAAGGAAGAGCUACAGCAAAUAGGAGACAUGUGCGUCAAGAAUGAGAUCAUCAUUCUUUCAGACGAAGUCUACGACCGUCUCUAUUACGUACCUUUCACGAGGAUCGCGAUCCUGUCACCUGAGAUUGAGCGAUUGACUCUCACGGUUGGCUCAGCUGGCAAGAAUUUCUACGCCACUGGUUGGCGUGUGGGCUGGGUAAUGGGUCCACCCCAACUGGUUCAAUACGUCUCUGCAGCUCACACACGAAUCUGUUACUCAUCCGUAUCGCCCCUACAGGAGGCUUGUGCCGUUGGCUUCGAGCAAGCCGAGGCCGAAGGUUUCUGGGAUGAGACGGUCAAGGACAUGCAAGGCAAAAUGAAGCGGUUCAACGAGGUCUGGGAGGAGCUGGGCUUACCGUACACCGACCCGGAAGGCGGCUACUUCGUCAUGGUGAACAUGAAGAAGGUGAAGCUACCCGAGGACUACCCCUUUCCGCCACAUGUGGCCAACCGGCCACGAGACUUUAAACUUUCGUGGUUCCUGAUCCAGGAGGUCGGCGUUGCUGCUAUUCCUCCUACCGAGUUCUACACCGAUCCGAACUCGUAUAUAGCCGAGGACUACAUGCGUUUUGCGGUGUGCAAGGAGGACGAGGUCCUAGAGACGGCGAAGGAGCGGCUUAGAGGUCUCAAGAAGUAUAUUGAGUCAUGA